CUUUGGUAAGGGCAACUGACUGUGUAUCGCCAACUCGACACCUCCUCAAGAAAAUGCCUACACGGUUCUCCAACACUCGCAAGCACCGUGGCCACGUAUCUGCAGGUCAUGGACGUGUAGGCAAGCACCGCAAACAUCCCGGAGGUCGCGGUCUCGCUGGUGGCCAGCACCACCACCGAACCAACUUUGAUAAGUACCAUCCUGGUUACUUCGGUAAGGUUGGUAUGCGCCGCUUCCACCUUACGCGCAAUCUUCAAUGGCGCCCGAUUGUCAACGUGGACAAGCUCUGGACGCUUGUGCCUGCAGAGGAGAAGGAGGGCUUGACGGAGAACUCGGAGGUCGUGCCUGUCAUUGACACGCUCCGUCAUGGGUACGGCAAGGUGUUGGGUAACGGACAAUUGCCCAAGCUCCCUUUUAUUGUGAAGGCACGAUUCGUGUCAAAGAAGGCCGAGCGCAAGAUUAAGGAGGCGGGUGGUGUUGUCAAGCUCAUCGCAUAAUUCGCUUUCCAUCUGCUUUCGCUCGUAUUUACUUUCAUACCUGUACAGCCACUUAUCGCAUGCAUAUGACUUACCACUGCGAAGCUCUUCCAUGCUGUAUCAAUGCACAGGCGCUUGGCCGCCUAUCUCUUCGGCAACCUCGCUGCGUCGUCAACUGGAUAUUUUGCGUGGUUCGUCGGUGAGUUACCUUUCAGAAACCUGAUUUCUUUACGAGGCCGUCUUGUCGACUCAACAUCUUCGUUGAUCGUGCCGUUUGCUAGUUCAGCUAAAUAUACGAACCUUCUGCAUUCCUGGUA
Molecule: messenger RNA, 793 nt
Organism: Laetiporus sulphureus 93-53
Lineage: Eukaryota; Fungi; Basidiomycota; Agaricomycetes; Polyporales; Laetiporaceae
Product: 60S ribosomal protein L27a
Exons: 5
Coding region: 54-497 (147 amino acids)
Biological process (GO): translation
Cellular component (GO): cytosolic large ribosomal subunit; ribosome
Molecular function (GO): structural constituent of ribosome
Source: RefSeq, a predicted model, not a curated record